This is a messenger RNA of Sphenostylis stenocarpa, 1605 nucleotides long. The record is from the annotation of a GenBank genome assembly. Lineage: Eukaryota; Viridiplantae; Streptophyta; Magnoliopsida; Fabales; Fabaceae.
AUGAGGCGAAGGAGCGCAGAUUUUCGAAGGCCAGGGAGGAGGAGGCUCCAGGAUGUGGUGUGGUGGACAUCUUGUAGCGUUUUGCUUCUUUUCUUUAUUUAUAUUCUCACCAAAGGCUCCACCAAUAUUGACUCUACUUACCAAUUCUCAAGGAGAACUUUCAGACAUGACAGGGUUAUUGAAGGCUUCAAUGUUACGGACGAGAUGUUAAGCCCUGAGUCUGUGACCAGACAAAUUAAUGAUCAAAUCUCACUAGCAAAAGCUUUUGUUGUAAUUGCCAAAGAAAGUAAUAACCACCAAUUUGCUUGGGAGUUAACUUCUCAGAUCCGCAUUUCACAGAUUUUUCUCUCAAAUGCUGCCACGAGGCGUACUCCAUUAACAGUAAAGGAAUCAGAAUAUGCUAUUCGUGAUAUGGCAUUAUUACUAUUUCAGGCCCAGCAGCUCCAUUAUGACAGUGCGAGCACUAUCAUGAGACUGAAAGGAAAAAUUCAAGCUCUUGAAGAACAGAUGAAUUCUGCAAGUGAGAAGAGUUCGAAAUAUGGACAAAUAGCUGCUGAAGAAGUCCCAAAGAGCCUAUAUUGCCUUGGUGUCAGGUUGACAUCUAAAUGGUUCACGAAUCUUAGCUUGCAGAAGAAUUUGAAGGACCAAAGACAAGUGGACAUGAAAUUGAAGGAUAAUGAUCUUUACCACUUCUGUGUCUUUUCGGAUAACAUCCUAGCUACCUCAGUUGUGAUCAAUUCUACUUCAAUAAAUUCCAAAAAUCCAGAUAAGAUUGUUUUCCACCUUGUCACAGAUGAAAUAAAUUAUGCUGCAAUGAAGGCAUGGUUUUCUUUGAACGAUUUUCGAGGGGUGACAGUUGAAGUUCAAAGGUUUGAAGACUUCAGUUGGUUAAAUGCUUCAUAUGUUCCCGUGCUUAAGCAGCUUCAAGACUCAGAGAUACAGAACUAUUACUUCAAAGGCAACAGUGAUGAAGGCAAGACUCCCAUCAAGUUCAGGAAUCCGAAAUAUCUGUCCAUGCUUAACCACCUGAGGUUCUACAUCCCGGAAGUUUUUCCUGAGCUGAAGAAGGUGGUGUUCCUGGAUGACGAUGUUGUGGUUCGGAAGGAUCUUUCUGAUCUUUUUACUAUUGAUUUGAAUGGCAAUGUUAAUGGAGCCGUUGAGACAUGCAUGGAGACAUUUCAUAGAUAUCAUAAAUAUUUGAACUACUCACACCCUCUAAUAAGACCACAUUUUGACCCUGAUGCUUGUGGAUGGGCAUUUGGGAUGAAUGUGUUUGAUUUGGUUCAAUGGAGGAAUAGGAAUGUGACCGGAAUCUACCACUAUUGGCAAGAAAAAAAUGCAGACAGGACAUUGUGGAAACUUGGUACCUUGCCACCUGGUUUGUUAACCUUUUAUGGGCUUACUGAGCCCUUGGAUCCAUCAUGGCAUGUGUUGGGUUUUGGCUACACAAAUGUUGAUCCUCAGUUGAUAGAAAGAGGGGCUGUUCUACACUUCAAUGGGAACUCCAAACCGUGGUUGAAGAUUGGGAUGGAGAAGUACAAGCCUCUGUGGGAAAAAUACGUGGAUUAUUCUCACCCUAUAUUGCAACAGUGUAAUUUUCAUUGA